Rhipicephalus microplus (southern cattle tick) is the source of this 3507-nucleotide messenger RNA. RefSeq lists its product as uncharacterized. Gene Ontology annotation, molecular function: protein binding. The record is from RefSeq and is a predicted model, not a curated record. Gene Ontology annotation, cellular component: cytoskeleton. Lineage: Eukaryota; Metazoa; Arthropoda; Arachnida; Ixodida; Ixodidae.
UGGUUGGCCGUGCUCUCGGCUGGUUGUUCGCUAGUUCGCUGGCCAUCCGUUUGUGCGUGUCCGUGUGUGUAUGUGUGUGAGUGCGCGUGUGACUUGUCAUGUUGAGGUGCCCAUUUGCCGACGGGAAAAAGUUUACCCCCGAGGAACACUGCGGCUUCCCGAUUGCGUGAAGGAAAAAGCUGCGCCCCCUUUGCCGAUGGCGCGCGCGGUGCCUUGUGGGUGAGUUGCAUCUGGGCAUGAUGGGUCCCCUAGUGCCGCGUUGAUGGUGCAGCGGGGCAUCUGCUCCGGUGCGGCGGCGGUGACGUCAUGAAUGACGCCGCGGACGACGAAGGGGGCGCCACCGUUGACGCGACCGCGCUCUACCUGGCCCAGCUGAACCAGCGCAUACGGCGGGGAUGCACGGCCCACGCGGAUCCCGCAGGCCGCAUUUACUACAUGAACCACGAAACGCGGACGUCAUCGUGGUUGCCCCCGGUGGACUCGUGGAGCUCGGCAUGUACGGGGCUGCCCUACGGCUGGGAGGCGGCCGUCGACAAGAGCGGCAGGACGUACUUCAUCAAUCACGUGAGCAAAACCACCACCUAUGAGGAUCCUCGUAAGGACUACGAGGAAGAGCCGCCCCCGUCUCCCAGAGAAGUGGAGCUCUUCCGGGAUCCGCAGCUGGGCUUUGGCUUUGUGGCCGGAAGCGAGAAGCCCGUUAUUGUGCGCUUCGUGACCGAAGGUGGCCCUAGCGAACACAAACUCCAACCUGGGGAUCAAAUUCUUGGUAUAAACGGCGAAGAUGUCAAGAACGCGCCCCGGGAGCACGUGAUUGAGUUGGUCAAAUCAUGCAAGCUCUCUGUCAAGUUGGUUGUCUGUCAACCUCAUGUGAACAAUACAACAAGAAAGUCAGCCCUUCUAACUGCAGCAAAGAAAGCGAAGUUAAAGACGAAUCCCUCGAGGGUUCGUUUUGCGGAAGGUGUUGUCAUCAAUGGUUCACCUCUUUAUUCCCCAUCUACGUUCGAGUCGUGUGUUCCCUUUCUGCCCAAUGUUAUGAAAGUGUUCCUUGAAAAUGGUCAAACCAAGUCUUUCAAAUAUGACAGCUCGACCACUGUGCAGGAUGUCCUCAAUUCUCUCCAAGAGAAACUCUCUGUGAAAGCCAUGGAGCAUUUCGGCCUUGUAGUGGAACACAUUAAGUCAGUUCGUCGGAACAAGCUCACUCUCCUUGAUCCAAAGGACUCCCUGGCAAAGAUUGCAGCACGGCCUGGUGCUCACCACUUGCGGUGCUUGUUUCGAGUUGCCUUCGUGCCGCUUGAUGCGUAUGACCUGCUGCAAAAGGACCCUGUUGCCUUUGAGUACCUCUUCAUGCAGUGCUGCAAUGACAUGGUUCAGGAAAGGUUUGCUCCGGAACUCAAAUACGAUGUGGCCCUCAAGCUAGCCGCCUUGCAUAUCCACCUGCAUGCACUCAGCAGUGGCAUCCAGGGCAAGGUCACCAUCAAGUCAGUCGAGCGGGAGAGUGGACUCAAGCGGUUUGUGCCCGGCUCACUGCUGGAGACGAUGAAGCGAAAAGAGCUGCGCAAGCUUCUGAGUCACUUCCUCAAGCAGAACCAGGCAACACUGUGUGCCCCUGGACAGAAGCAGCUGACACCUCUGCAGGCCAAACUGCACUACCUCAAGGUCAUCAGUGAGCUCUCCAGCUAUGGUGCCAAGGUGUUCGCCACCAGCACCAAGGACUCUAGCACCGAGACGGGAAUAAUGAUAAGCCCAAAGUUCGGAAUCAGCCAGAUCAACAAUGCACGUGGAACAGUGCCUAUUCAACCUGUAACAUUGGCUCAAAUAGAAGAGGUGUCAUCCGUCACAGUCACAAGGGAUGAGGACCUUGCCUGCCAUGUUGAGAUCAACAUCAAAGACCCAGACAAAGAGAAUCUCAAAUUUGGACUGGAUGACCAUGAAACAUCUGAGCUGGUGUUCAUCCUCAAGGGGUACCACAAACUGUUGGCGUCACGAGACCUUCCUGUUCACUGGGAGACAGAGGAUCCAUGGAAAGUUGAAACGGCACCAUGCUUCCAUGGAACCCACAUUGUGUGCCCAACUCCCUGGAGUUACACACCCUCGGAGGAGACUCCAAAUGGCCCAAUGGUGAAGAGUGUGGAUUUGGCCCUGCCGCCCCCAGCUUAUGUUCCUUGCGAGCUGCCUGACCGCGGCAUGUCGCGGAGUAGCUCGCGGGAGCAGUGCUCUCUGGUGGCCCUUUCCAACUCGGUGGACCACAACAUGAACGAGACAAGUCCUUUGCAGCCACUAAGCCCAAGCCGCGUCCUUCGCUCACCUGUGCUCGGUGCAAGCAAGAUGGAACAACGCUCUCUGCUGCUGACAUCCAAUGGCCACCAGCAGGCUUCAGACUCCGCAUCUUCUACAGCAGAUGACGACUCUGAGGAGCGAUCGGUCAAGUUCGACAUCAUGGAUGACGAUGAUGAAGAGGAGGAGGAGGAGCCUGUUGUACUUGAAGUGAAAAAUGAGGAGGUGCUGCGUAGGGUGUCAGAGAUGCGGCGGAUGGUAGCAGAUGCUGAAAGCUAUCUGUCUGACGGCAACCGGCCAGCAAAUCAGCCACCGCUUCCAGCCAACGAGUCGACCAGCAGCGAAGAGCGCGAGGCAGGCGGCCCCACCAUCCGUGCGGCCGACUCACUCUUGCUGCUCACGCAGCUGGAUGACGUGUCGGAAGCACUCAAUGAAGUUGCAGCUAUGGCUCCAGACGAAGCUGCAAGUGAGUCAGACACAGACAGCUUCAGCACGCCAACGCAGAGCCCUCUCCACCGAACCUCGAGACUUGCCGCGACAACAGAGCCGUCUGCUCCAAACAAGCGUGGACGCAGCGGCUCCAGUUUUGGCCUUCACAGUCCAGAUAUGCUGCCAGGGAUAGGAUCUGGAGACCGUGAUCUUCUUGAGUUGCUGAAGCAGCUGCAGUCAAACCCUGACAUCCAGCUCCCAUUUGAUGAGGGAACGCUGUACUUGGACCCGGACAUUAUUGAUCUGACCAUGAUCCCGCCUCCGAUGACGCCUGAUGCAGAUGCCAUGGGAGAUGUCCCAGGCACGCUGGACGUGCCUCCAAUGCCUUUCUCGGAUCGUGGUUUCCCGGGUAAUCCUGCCUUGACAAACUGCACACUACAGGCCACUGACACCGACCAGGUCGACUCGGCGCGAGUAGUGGCCGAAUUGGACAACCUGCUGUGAUGCACUGACCGAGAUGCGUGCUUCGGGCAAUGAGCUGGGCUGCGACGCCAUUUUUCAGCAGCUGGGCUGCCAAGAUCUGGAGAGCUUCAUCGCGAGUGUGACUGUGCCCCCGCCCCCAACGUUAUCGGAUGACAUGCCCCCGAUGCUACUGCCAGACAGCGAUGACGACAUCGCCUCAUACAUCAUCCCUCCGCCACCUCCGAGCUGCGACGAAGAGCAGAACGAAGUGCUGGCCCGCUUCGAGCGUGCUUCUGAGGACAUGCGUCGCUUCAUAGGCGGUGCCAGCACGGAAGUCAACAG